CAGACAAGAUGGACGCGCUCAGUGAAUCAUAUUUUGUGCGUCGAUGACCUAAAACUUGUCAAGCUAAUAUAAAUGCGGAGAUCUUACUGAAAGCAUCGACUCGUGGCCAUUACGCACGUCAGAAGCGUCUAGAUCUCAACCCGUCGUUGCUCUAGAGUCGCCCAUUCGGCACGUCGUGCCUUCUCGCCAAGAUGAACGAAAUCGCCAAACUUGAGUAUUUGUCGCUCGUGUCAAAAAUCUGCACAGAAUUGGACAACCAUUUAGGAAUCAACGAUAAGGACAUGGCCGAGUUCAUCAUCGACCUAGCCGACAAAAACAACACCUUCGAGUCGUUCAAGAAGGCUCUGCAAGAAAAUGAAGCGGAGUUUUCAGAUUCAUUCAUAGCAAACCUCCUACGUAUCAUCCAGCACAUGAGGCCAAAGAAGGCAGCGACCACAUCUAAAGAAGGUUUCGAGGAUAAGCCGAAGACUGAGCUGGACAUGAAACGUGAACGAUUUCCAUUUUUAGCACUCCCAAAUGACCCAAAUGUCAAUAAAUUGCUCGAAGAAGAUGUCAAAGUGGCAUCAGAUGCCUUCGCACAGCUUGAGGCAUUGGCUCCAGCUUCCAGGAAAAAGGAUGCUGACAAUGAGAAGCGUAGUCGAGAUCAUGAACGAACCAGUGAGAAGUCAAGCAGGUCUCGAAGACACAAGUCACGAUCACGGUCUCGAAGUCCACUUGCACGAUCAUCGAGACACAAAUCACGUUCCCGCUCCAAGAGCCCCUACUCGAAACGAUUUUCGAGGCACAGGUCACGCAGUCGCAGCCAAGACCGCAACAGGGACCGCAACCGGGACCGCAGCCGGGACCGAAGGAGAUCUCGUUCGAGGGAACGACACCACGGGUCUAGCCGCAAAGACAAGAGCACAGUUCCAGUGUCUCCCGAUCCCGUCGUGGGACAGAUCUACAAUGGCAAAGUCACCAACAUCAUGCAGUUUGGAUGCUUUGUUCAGCUAGAAGGGCUGCCUAAGCGAUGGGAAGGUCUUGUUCACAUAUCACAGCUGAGGAGAGAAGGUCGCAUCACCAACGUCGGGGACGUGGUCACCAGAGGGCAGCGCGUUAAAGUCAAGGUGCUGUCUUUUACUGGCCAGAAAACCAGUCUCUCCAUGAAGGAUGUAGACCAAGACACUGGGGAGGAUCUCAAUCCAGUGCGGCGAGCGGGUGACACGGAUGGCACCGAGUCGGCCCGCAACCCAGAUCGACCGUGCUCGUUGCCACUUCUAACCCGCCCCGAUGACGAUGAUGUUGACAAUCGCCGGCGUGUCCAAAGGAUCUCCUCACCUGAGAAGUGGGAGAUCAAACAGAUGCUGUCUGCAAAUUGUAUUGACAAAUCUGAGCUCCCCGACUUUGAUGAGGCAACUGGCUUAUUGCCCAAAGAAGAUGAUGAUGAGGAAGACUUGGAGAUUGAAUUGGUCGAAGAAGAACCACCUUUCCUGAGAGGCCAUGGAAGGUCAAACCUGCAAGACCUGAGCCCUGUUAGGAUUGUCAAGAACCCAGAUGGUUCACUGGCUCAAGCAGCCAUGAUGCAGUCCGCACUUGCCAAAGAACGCCGAGAACAAAAACAGCAACAGAGGGAAGCAGAAAUGGACUCCAUUCCUGCUGGUCUAAAUAAGCAUUGGAUUGAUCCCAUGCCCGAUGCGGAUGGACGGACGCUGGCUGCCAACAUGCGGGGCAUUGGUCUGAUGACCCAGGAGCUGCCAGAAUGGAAAAAGCAUGUGACCGGUGGUGCCAAGGCUUCCUACGGCAAGAAGACACAGAUGACCAUCUUGGAGCAGAGGCAAUCACUGCCCAUUUACAAGCUCAAGGACGAACUGGUCAAGGCCGUUAUGGAUAACCAGAUCCUGAUUGUCAUUGGUGAAACUGGCUCGGGAAAGACAACACAAAUCACUCAGUACCUGGCAGAAGCAGGCUUCACAACGAGGGGAAAGAUUGGCUGCACUCAGCCGAGGCGUGUGGCUGCCAUGUCUGUGGCUAAGAGAGUGGCCGAAGAAUUUGGUUGCCGGCUGGGACAAGAGGUAGGCUACACCAUUCGGUUUGAAGACUGCACCAGCCCAGAGACACAAAUCAAGUACAUGACAGACGGUAUGCUGCUGCGAGAAUGCCUUAUCGACUUGGACCUGCUUUCCUACUCCAUCAUCAUGUUGGACGAGGCCCACGAGAGGACCAUACACACCGACGUCUUGUUCGGCCUUCUAAAGAAUGCAGUCAAGAAAAGGCCGCAGUUGAAGCUGAUCGUUACAUCAGCCACUCUGGAUGCCGUGAAGUUUUCACAGUAUUUCUUCGAAGCACCUAUUUUCACCAUUCCGGGAAGAACAUUCCCUGUUGAGAUCCUCUACACAAAGGAACCAGAGACGGACUACCUGGAUGCCUCGCUUAUCACGGUGAUGCAGAUUCAUCUGACAGAACCUCCCGGUGAUAUAUUGCUCUUUCUGACUGGUCAAGAGGAAAUCGACACUGCCUGUGAGAUCUUGUACGAGCGAAUGAAGUCCCUUGGCCCCGACGUUCCCGAACUUAUUAUUCUGCCUGUGUACUCUGCACUGCCGAGUGAAAUGCAAACCAGGAUAUUUGAGCCUGCAACUCCAGGUUCCAGAAAGGUCGUGAUUGCUACUAACAUUGCUGAAACGUCACUCACUAUUGAUGGAAUCUACUAUGUCGUGGACCCAGGCUUUGUCAAGCAAAAUGUCUACAACCCAAAAACUGGCAUGGAUUCCCUUGUUGUCACACCUAUCUCUCAGGCCCAGGCCAAGCAGCGGGCAGGUCGGGCUGGCCGCACAGGGCCUGGCAAGACGUACCGUCUGUACACGGAGAGAGCCUACCGAGACGAAAUGUUAACAACACCCGUGCCAGAGAUCCAGCGAACGAACCUGGCCUCCACUGUGCUCCAGUUGAAGGCCAUGGGCAUCAAUGACCUGCUCUCCUUUGAUUUCAUGGAUGCUCCUCCCACUGAGACUCUCAUCAUGGCUUUGGAACAGCUGCAUUCCCUCAGUGCAUUAGACAACGAGGGACUGCUCACCCGCUUGGGGCGAAGAAUGGCUGAAUUUCCAUUGAGCCCCAACUUGGCCAAGAUGUUGAUCAUGUCUGUUCACCUGGGCUGCAGUGAGGAGAUCCUCACCGUGGUGUCCAUGCUUUCAGUGCAGAAUGUGUUCUACAGGCCAAAGGACAAACAAGCACUGGCCGACCAGAAGAAGGCAAAGUUCAACCAGGCGGAGGGCGACCACCUGACGCUGCUGGCCGUCUACAACUCCUGGAAAAACAACAAGUUCUCCAAUGCGUGGUGCUACGAGAACUUUGUCCAAAUUCGGACUCUCAAGCGGGCGCAGGAUGUGCGCAAGCAACUACUUGGAAUCAUGGACAGGCACAAGCUAGAUGUAGUGUCCUGUGGCAAGAAUACGGCACGCGUGCAAAAGGCAGUGUGCAGUGGCUUCUUCCGGAAUGCCGCCAAGAAAGACCCCCAGGAGGGAUACCGGACACUUGUGGACGGCCAAGUUGUCUACAUCCAUCCGUCCAGUGCUCUCUUCAAUCGCCAGCCGGAAUGGGUUGUGUACUACGAGCUGGUGCUGACAACGAAGGAAUACAUGCGAGAGGUGACAACUAUCGACCCCAAGUGGCUGGUGGAGUUUGCGUCUUCAUUCUUCAAGUUCGCCGACCCCACCAAGCUGAGCAAGCACAAGAAGCAGCUGCGCCUCGAGCCCCUCUACAACAAGUACGAGGAGCCCAACGCAUGGAGAAUAUCCCGUGUGCGCCGCAGACGCAACUGAUCGUUCGCCACUCAUCAACAAACUUUGCCUGUCUACACGAAGAACAGCUGUGGCUUCUCGACCAGUUCUACAGUGCCGUUCGCAUUUGUGCGGUGUAUCAGAAGCACAGGCUGUGUGUGCCUUUAUGUAAAUAUGGUGUGUACUUUUGUGUUUUUUGUGCUUUUAGCUGUGAAGAAGAAGAGCAGUUUGGUUACGUGCUUGCUGGGAUGUGUUGUGUAGCUGUAUUGAGAAAACCUCGUUCAUUGUAUUUUUAGCAAUGACCACUUUUCACCGUGGUUACGUGUGUUUGCUCUUUGUGUAACCAGACCUGUUUGACUGCCAAUGCCUUUCUGGAGAUAAUCCCAAAACUAGACACACACGAAACAAAAUUAAAAAUUUCCAUUGUGAGGUUCUCGUAGCUGGCACGCCGAUAAGUACAACUGCUACUUGAGCAUGUAUGAUUCAUCAUUUCCAGCACUAAGGCUUGUGCAGUGUGAACACUGUUUAUUUACUGCGGUUAACUUGCUGGCAAUUAAUCAACUGACCCUGUAAAAGUGGCGCACAUGUUAGUCUGUCUCAUAAGUGUUGUGUUUGUGUUGCAUAAUGUGAAAAUGUGUAAAUAUGACUGUAAAUAUGUAAUUUGAAAGAUUAGAUAUGACCCCUUGUCUGGUUCUCAUUAAUAUUCUUAUGCUAAUGCUGUUUUUGAUUCUCAACUAAAAUUUGAGCUGCUACUGUCUAUGAUCAGUAGCACUAUCUUCCCUUUUCUUGUUGUUAUGACUGUAAAUAAUUUUUCUGACCACAGAUGCAAUGAUAGUCAUCUCAUUAAAGCAAAUGUUACAUGUCCCUUGCGUAAUGACAUACGAAAUACAAUUUUAUUGGUUGUUACACUGCCGUUAAAUAAAGGCGGGUCAUUCCACACCAACUUUCUCAACUAUAUCAGAUUUACAAAAAGGUUUUUCAACAUUCAAGAGCACUUUGAAUUUUCCCAGUUGGAGAGAAACUAUUUGGGAGAAAAAUGUUUGCCAGAAAUACGCUGUAUUCUCCACUGUCGCAACAUUUACAUUAUUAUAAGUGCUCCUAUAAAUGACAAAAUUAAAGUGCUUUUUUUUAGGUGCUAUUUACAAAAUAUGGUAGGGCAAGAAACCACAAUAAAGGUGUCUUACAAAUGCUUGCAGCAUCCAUUAUCUGCCAAAACAUGAUUUGCUUCCUAAUGUUAUACACUAGCCUCAAUAAACAACGUAGAAAUCUUAAAAUAUGGCAUUGUGGGC
Molecule: messenger RNA, 5041 nt
Organism: Rhipicephalus sanguineus (brown dog tick)
Lineage: Eukaryota; Metazoa; Arthropoda; Arachnida; Ixodida; Ixodidae
Gene: pea
Product: ATP-dependent RNA helicase DHX8
Exons: 25
Coding region: 192-3794 (1200 amino acids)
Biological process (GO): spliceosomal complex disassembly; mRNA splicing, via spliceosome
Cellular component (GO): catalytic step 2 spliceosome; intracellular anatomical structure
Molecular function (GO): RNA helicase activity; RNA binding; ATP binding
Source: RefSeq, a predicted model, not a curated record